AUGCAGCUGAUCUUCAUACCACACCCAGGCGCCGGCCACCUAGCCGCCAUGGUCGAGCUCGCCAACCUCCUAAUCGACCGCCACGCCGCCCUCUCCAUCUCCCUCCUAAUCAUCACCACCCCCUCCACCGCCGCCGCCGUCACGCGCUACACCGACUCACUCCCCGCCGCUUCCCCUCGCAUCACGCUCCACCACCUCCCCAACGACGCCGCACCCCCCGCCGGCGGCGGCGAUUUCGCCCUGAUUGAAACCCAAAAGCCUCGAGUCAGGGAAGCCGUCGUCCGGCGCUCCCCCGACGGCGCCAGACUCGCCGGAUUCGUCCUCGACAUGUUCUGCACCUCGAUGAUCGACGUGGCCGACGAAUUCGGCGUCCCCUCUUUCAUCUUCUUCACCUCCCCUGCCUCCGUCCUCGGCUUCAUCCUCCACAUCCAGGCCUCGCACGACGGCGAGGAAGGACUCGACAUCACCGAGUUCGAGGGGACCGAGUUGGCCGUGCCGAGUUGGGCGAACCCGAUUCCGCGCUGGGCUUUCCCAAACAACGUUGUGAAGAAGGAAUUGAUCCAAUCGUUCUACAGAAUCGCCAGAGAUUUCAGGAGAACUAAAGGGAUUUUGGUCAAUUCGGUGAAAGAGCUUGAAUCUUGCGCGGUGGAUGCUCUCUCCUCCUCCGGCGGGAACAAGGUGUAUCCGGUGGGACCCAUUCUGAACCUGAAGGGCGCCGACGGCGGAGGAACGAAGAAGGAGGAGGUGAUUGAGUGGCUUGACCGGCAACCGAAGUCGACGGUUGUGUUCCUCUGCUUCGGGAGCAUGGGGGCGUUUCGCGAGGAACAGGUGAGAGAGAUCGCCAAUGGGCUGGAGGCCAGUGGGCUGAGGUUUCUGUGGUCCCUGCGCAGGCCUGGUCCAGAGGGGACUCGGGCCGCCGGCCCAACGGACUACGAGGACGUCGGGGAAAUUUUGCCGGAGGGGUUCGUCGAGCGGACGGCGGAGGUAGGGAGGGUGAUUGGAUGGGCCCCACAGACGACCAUUCUGGCUCACAGGGCUGUGGGAGGGUUCGUGUCGCACUGCGGCUGGAACUCGACGCUCGAGAGCCUGUGGUUCGGGGUGCCGAUGGCGACGUGGCCGAUGUACGCGGAGCAGAAGCUCAACACAUUCCUGCUGGUGAACGAACUCGAGGUAGCCACCGAGAUCAGGAUGAGUUACAGCAGCGAGAGCGGGGAAACGGUGACGGCGAAAGAGAUCGAGAGAGGCGUCAGGAGGUUGAUGGAGAGAGAUGGCUCGAGGGAGGAGAAACUGAAGAGAUUCAACGAUGGUGUCAGGAAGGCGUUGAUGGAUGGUGGAUCUUCGUCGUCUUCGAUAACUGAAUUUAUUGAGGACGUGAGAAAUGGUGGCACAUGA
This is a messenger RNA of Linum tenue, 1392 nucleotides long. The record is from the annotation of a GenBank genome assembly. NCBI's taxonomy places the organism in Eukaryota, Viridiplantae, Streptophyta, Magnoliopsida, Malpighiales, Linaceae.